AUGGCCACCGAUAAUGAUGCCGAGGCGCCUCACAACAAUUUCGACACCAUCUUGGUGUUGGAUUUUGGCAGCCAAACCUCGCACCUCAUCCUCCGACGCCUGCGAGCUCUCAGUGUGUACGCUGAGAUGCUGCCCUGCACCGCCAAGCUCGCCGAUCUAACCUGGAAGCCCAAGGGCAUCGUCUUGUCUGGAGGUCCCUCCUCCGUUUACGAUGAAGGCUCGCCUCACGUUGACCCUGCUGUCUUUGAGCUCGGUGUUCCUAUUUUAGGCAUCUGCUAUGGUUGCCAGGAAAUUGCCUGGCAGAGCAACUCUGAGAACGUUGCUCGUGGAACAGCUCGAGAAUACGGUCAUGCCGAUGUCACCAUUCACAAAGUCGACAGCCAUGCCGACCGUCUCUUCGCUGGUUUGGGUGAGACCAUGCAUGCCUACAUGAGUCACUUUGACAAGCUCGUCCGCCUGCCUGAGGGCUUCGUGGUCGUGGCUAAGACGGCCAACUCUGAGUUUGCUGGCAUUGCCCACCAGACCAAGCCCAUCUUCGGUGUACAAUUCCACCCCGAGCUUGAACAUACUCCCCGUGGAAGUGAGCUCUUGCGCAACUUCAGUGUCGACAUUUGUGGAGCGCAACCCAACUGGAAAAUGAGCGACUUCAUCGAGCAGGAGAUCACUCGAAUUCGAAAGCUUGUUGGUGAUAAAGCCCAAGUCAUCGGUGCCGUUUCUGGUGGCGUGGACAGCACAGUGGCAGCCAAGCUUAUGACGGAAGCAAUCGGUGACCGCUUCCAUGCCGUGCACAUUGACAACGGAUUGAUGCGUCUCAACGAGUCCAAGAAAGUAAAGGAGACGCUGAAAGAGCAUCUCGGGAUUAAUCUCACAGUGAUUGAUGGCACCGAGCUUUUCCUCAACCGCCUCAAGGGCGUCACAGAGCCAGAGAAAAAGCGCAAGAUUAUCGGAGAAACCUUUAUCGACUUGUUCGAAAAAGAAGCAAUCAGGAUCGAGAAGGAAGCCGAGAAUACUCCUAACGCCGGAAAGGUUUCUUGGUUUCUCCAGGGAACGCUGUACCCGGACGUCAUUGAAUCUCUUUCCUUCAAGGGCCCUUCAGCAACGAUAAAAACUCAUCACAACGUUGGAGGUCUACCCAAGGCAACGCAUGAUGGAUGGCGCUUAAGGCUUCUUGAGCCACUUCGCGAGCUAUUCAAGGAUGAAGUCAGAAACCUUGGUCGACGCCUAAAAAUUCACGAAGAUCUGGUUAAUAGGUUUCCCUUCCCAGGGCCCGGCAUUGGCGUACGCAUUCUCGGAGAGUGCACACCUGAACGGAUUGAAAUCGCAAGGCAAGCCGAUCAUAUCUUCAUCUCCAUGAUUAAGGAAGCCGGAAUCUACAAUGAGAUUUCCCAAGCCUACGCUGGGUUAGAUACAAGCAAGGCUGUUGGUGUGAUGGGUGACACUCGUGUCUAUGGAUAUAUCAUCAUCCUUCGUGCGGUUACAACCAGUGACUUUAUGAGUGCCGAGCCUUACGAGUUUCCCUUCGCCUUACUCAAGGCCAUGGCCCGCAGAAUUGUCAAUGAGGUGGAUGGAGUUUCUCGUGUCACCUAUGAUCUUUCUUCAAAACCUCCCGGAACUAUUGAAUUGGAGUAA
Messenger RNA from Trichoderma breve, 1629 nucleotides. RefSeq names its product glutamine amidotransferase class-I domain-containing protein. The transcript is spliced from 26 exons. Gene Ontology annotation, biological process: GMP biosynthetic process. Gene Ontology annotation, molecular function: GMP synthase (glutamine-hydrolyzing) activity; ATP binding; GMP synthase activity. The record is from RefSeq and is a predicted model, not a curated record. Lineage: Eukaryota; Fungi; Ascomycota; Sordariomycetes; Hypocreales; Hypocreaceae. Gene Ontology annotation, cellular component: cytosol. Bases 1 to 1629 code for a protein of 542 amino acids.